AUGGCCUCUCCAAAUCUGCUGGCUCCGCGGCUUCCGCCAUCCCAUAGGCGCCCGCGGCAUCAUUGGCCAUCGGAGAAAACGCACAAGGCGCAACCCAAAUCAUUAUUUCUUCCGCCCCAAGAAGCCGAGCCACCGCCCACCUGUUUGCUUUCCCUUCCACCCCUCGAUAUAACCGCCCAUCUCGGUUCAGUUCGCAGCACGCGCGCACAAAGUCGCCAGCCGAACUCGACUGUCUCCAUCGCCGCUGCUUCGCUUCGCCUCGCCUCCCCUCCCCUCGCGCACGACGAACCAUGGCUCCCAGGACGUUCUUCGUCGGCGGCAACUGGAAAUGCAACGGGACUGGCGAGGACGUGAAGAAGAUCGUCACCGUGCUCAACGAGGCCGAGGUGCCCUCGGAGGACGUCGUCGAGGUGGUGGUGAGCCCUCCGUUCGUGUUCCUGCAGCAGGUGAAGGGGCUGCUGCGGCUGGACUUCGCCGUCGCCGCUCAGAACUGCUGGGUGCGCAAGGGCGGCGCCUUCACCGGCGAGAUCAGUGCUGAGAUGCUGGUGAACCUGCAGGUGCCAUGGGUCAUUUUGGGACAUUCUGAGCGGAGAGCACUGCUGGGCGAAUCAAAUGAUUUCGUUGCUGAUAAAGUUGCGUAUGCACUGUCCCAAGGUCUCAAGGUAAUUGCUUGCAUUGGUGAGACACUUGAACAGAGAGAAGCAGGAACAACAAUGGAUGUUGUUGCUGCACAAACUAAGGCCAUUGCAGAGAAGAUAUCAGAUUGGACAAACGUUGUAUUGGCAUAUGAACCAGUUUGGGCUAUUGGAACUGGGAAGGUUGCAACCCCUGCUCAAGCUCAGGAGGUUCAUGAUGGUCUGAGAAAGUGGCUCCACACUAAUGUUAGUCCUGCAGUUGCUGAAUCUACCAGGAUCAUUUAUGGAGGGUCUGUAAAUGGAGCUAACUGCAAAGAACUUGCGGCUAAACCAGAUGUCGAUGGAUUCCUUGUUGGUGGAGCUUCAUUGAAGACUGAAUUUGUGGACAUCAUCAGGUCUGCGACUGUCAAGUCUUCACCUGCCUAGUAUUUCGAAUGCAGCCCGCUUGUAGAAGUGAAUGCUGCUGAUCUUUAAAAAGUUAUGCCAUUUUAGCAGCUUGUUGCGUUAUUCUACAUUCAGUGUGCAUUGUCUGUGUAUGAUGCUUAUGUCCGGUGAUAAUUGGAUAAAUCGAACCGUGCAUCUAUGCACAAAUUCGAAGAAGUCUGUUACCUGAAUUA
Messenger RNA from Phragmites australis (common reed), 1252 nucleotides. Its product is annotated as triosephosphate isomerase, cytosolic-like. Gene Ontology annotation, cellular component: cytosol. Gene Ontology annotation, molecular function: triose-phosphate isomerase activity. NCBI's taxonomy places the organism in Eukaryota, Viridiplantae, Streptophyta, Magnoliopsida, Poales, Poaceae. Gene Ontology annotation, biological process: glyceraldehyde-3-phosphate biosynthetic process; gluconeogenesis; glycerol catabolic process. The transcript has 9 exons. The record is from RefSeq and is a predicted model, not a curated record. The coding region runs from base 291 to 1061 and encodes 256 amino acids.